Messenger RNA from Eruca vesicaria subsp. sativa (arugula), 666 nucleotides. The record is from the annotation of a GenBank genome assembly. NCBI's taxonomy places the organism in Eukaryota, Viridiplantae, Streptophyta, Magnoliopsida, Brassicales, Brassicaceae.
AUGUUGAGACUUGAAACCAUUCAAGGUGUUCUUGUUCUGCGUCCGCACACGCCUGAUUCGGAUUUAAAACGAGAGUUUUUCUCGAAAUGGCAUAAGAUUACUGGUGCUCCUUUGGCUCUACACACGUAUGGUCUCUAUGCUUAUGACUCGGUUAUGCUGUUAGAUCGUGGUUUAGAUAAGUACUUCAAAGACGGUGGGAAGAUAUCGUUUUCUAAUGACUCAAUGCUUGAUGCUUUGGGGAAAAGUGGAAGUCUCAACUUAGAAGUCUCAGUCGGCAUGCCUUGUCGCGUAAGUUACAAGGAGUUUGUCUCGCAGAUUCGUGGAACUGAGAAUAUGUUCAAAGGGUUCUGCAUUGAUGUAUUCACAGCUGCAGUGAAUCUCUUACCGUAUGCAGUCCAUGUCAAGUUUAAUCCUAGCUACACGCAUAUGGUUGAGAUGAUAACAAGUGGUGUGAGUGCAUAUUACGUUCUUUUUCUGAUAAUUCUUUGUUAUCAUUUCUGCUUACUAUUGAAAAUGGAAUCACUGCAGAAUUUUGAUGGUGUAGUGGGUGACGUUGCCAUCGUAACAAACCGGACAAAGAUUGUAGACUUUACACAACCGUAUGCAGCAUCUGGACUAGUUGUUGUUGCCCCUAAGAAUUUAGAAAAGCUUCCAAUUUUUUUUUGA